AUGACAGAAAAGUCGCCGACAUCCUAUGGUCUAUCAUGUGAACCAAGUAUAUUGCCAUCAUCGACAAAUCAAAAUGAAGUUGAUACAAAUUAUGAAAAUAUUAUUGAAAGUUUACUUCUACAACAAGUAUUAUUAUAUACACAGGAACGAUGUCAAGCAACAUACUUGACUAGUUCGAAUCCAACAUUCAAAACAACUAAUUCUAAGUGGGAACAACAAAACCAAAAUAAAUUAUUUAAAAAUUCGAAUGAUGAAAAGUUGGUGUUAACCUCAUCGAUACGUAGAAAAACUCAUAAAAAACCAAGAUUCUCUCCUAGUGAACCAGACAAUAAGAAUUCAAGUAGUUUAAUUGAAAGUAUUCUUUAUUAUUAUAGACAACAGAAAGAUCAGUAUACAAGUUUUGAUCGAAAUCUAAUCGAACUUCUUGUUAAAAGAAAUAGUGAAAGAAAUACGGGUUCAACGUCAACAAGUAGCACAUUUUAUUUUCGUCUGCAAUGGCUUGCUAUUGGUCUGGUUGUUGAUCGUUUAUUCUUUUAUAUUUACUUUACAGCGACAUUUGUUUCCUAUGCAGUUACACUAUGGCUUAUUCCCUAUGCUCGUGCAGAUUUAACGAUUGAUAUUCAUUCGUUGUAG
Messenger RNA from Rotaria socialis, 633 nucleotides. The record is from the annotation of a GenBank genome assembly. NCBI's taxonomy places the organism in Eukaryota, Metazoa, Rotifera, Eurotatoria, Philodinida, Philodinidae.